Molecule: messenger RNA, 1782 nt
Organism: Nicotiana tabacum (common tobacco)
Lineage: Eukaryota; Viridiplantae; Streptophyta; Magnoliopsida; Solanales; Solanaceae
Source: RefSeq, a predicted model, not a curated record
CAGUAGUUUUAGAUUUGAACUUUUACUUUUCAAGAUCUUUUGAAAAUUUUAAGGGGAUCUAGCUAGGAGAGUGCCAUGCUACAUAUUUCAAAGUGAAUAGCUCUCAAUAAAGGCAUCUAAUUUUCAAGAAAAAGGUAGAAGAAAAGAUAUGGUGCUUAUAUUACUGCAACUGCCAGUUCCUUUUUAUUACUCCCUUCUCAUCAUUUCCAUUUGCAAACUUCAAAACCAGCCACAUGAAAUUAAACCUUUAAACACCAUGUAAUUAACACCCCCCAAAACCCUCAUUCUUGAAAUACGUAACAAUUUUCUUUGACAAAAGCCGAGAGUGAAAAGAAAAAAGAACACCCUUUAUUCCUUUUUGCCUAAAGUUGAUUUCUUUUGCAUGGAUAGGGUGGUGGGUAAUCAAAGUGGAGGAAGUAACAUGUUGAGGGAGUACAGAAAAGGGAAUUGGACAGUUGAAGAAACUAUGGUUUUAAUAGAAGCAAAGAAGAUGGAUGAUGAAAGGAGAAUGAAAAGGCAAGGGGAGGGUACUAGUACUGAAAUUAGGGGAAAUAAACCAGGAGAACUAAGGUGGAAAUGGGUGGAGGAUUAUUGUUGGAAAAUGGGGUGUUUGAGGAGCCAAAAUCAGUGCAAUGACAAGUGGGAUAAUCUCAUGAGGGUUUUCAAGAAAGUGAGGGAAUAUGAAAGAAGAGUGGCUGAGAAAGGAGAUGAUGGUAAUAAUAAUAAUAAUAAUAAUCAAGAAAUAAUUAUCAAGUCAUAUUGGAAGAUUGAGAGGAGUGAAAGGAAAGAGAAGAAUUUGCCAACUAAUAUGUUGCCUGAGAUUUAUGAGGCAUUGGUUCAAGUUGUGGACAGAAAAUGUACUCAAAAAUUGCUAGUGGGUGGUGGUGGUGGUACUUCUGCUGCUGCUGCUCCUUUAAAUCAAAGCACAAGUUUGACUAAUUCUUUGUCUCCCACAUUGCAACAACAAUCUUUUCAAGCUCAAAUUGCAGCUUUGCCACUUCCACCACCACCAACAUUGUCACCACCAGCAGUAGUAGCACAACAAUCAGCUCAGCCACCUAGUCUUCCUUACACUCGACCUUUACCUGCAAUGUGUGAUAGCUCAGAUCCUGAUAGAAGUGAGCAUUCAGAUUCACCAGCCAAGAGAAGAAGAAAGGGUGAAGGAGAAGGAACAAGUAGUGGUAAUAACAACAACAUAAACAAUUUGCAAGAAGUUGGCUCUGCUAUCUUCAAAAGUGCUGCUAUUAUAGCAGAAACAAUUCAAGCUUCUGAAGAGAGAGAGGAGAGAAGGCACAGAGAACUCUUAAGCUUGCAUGAGAGAAGGCUGCAAAUUGAGGAAUCAAAAGCUGAGAUCAAUAGACAAGGCAUCAACGGACUUGUUGAUUCUAUUAAUAGACUUGCCAAUUCAAUCCUUUCUUUAGCUGGCAAUAAGAACCAAGCUGCUCCCCCUAAAUAGCUACCUAGUAUUACAGUAAUUCUUUUCCGGGCAGCCUUGUGCACUAAGUUUCCGCCAUGCACGGGUCCAGGGAAGGGCCGGACCACAAUGGUCUAUUGUACGCAGCCUUACCCUGCAUUUCUAUAAGAGGCUGUUUUUACGGCUUGAAUUCAUUACCUCCUGGUUAUGUGUCAACAACUUUACGCCAAGGCUCCCCCUUCCUUUUCCUCAUUAUGAAUUGAUUAUGGAAAAGGACUUCAAAGUAAACAUAUAGUAAUCGGUAUAACUAGGUAGACUAUUAUUAAUCACAGUUGCUUAAUGUACAUAUAUCUGAUGAACUUGAUUAU